This is a messenger RNA of Cydia fagiglandana, 2652 nucleotides long. RefSeq names its product dorsal-ventral patterning protein Sog (gene sog). The transcript is spliced from 14 exons. The record is from RefSeq and is a predicted model, not a curated record. Gene Ontology annotation, biological process: negative regulation of BMP signaling pathway; dorsal/ventral pattern formation. Lineage: Eukaryota; Metazoa; Arthropoda; Insecta; Lepidoptera; Tortricidae. Gene Ontology annotation, molecular function: BMP binding. The coding region runs from base 175 to 2652 and encodes 825 amino acids.
GCUCGUCUCAGUCCCGCUCAGCCGUCGCGCCACGACGACGCCCGCUAGUCGCGAACCUCCGCUCGAUCCGAACGCUCGCUGCACCGACUCCGCGCGCGGCGAAAAUAGUGAGCUCGGUCGUUCGCCGGGAGCGAAGAGGCCGAUACGAGAUUCUAGUGCGAGCAGUGCGGCGUGAUGCUGCCCGCCGUGCUGGUGCUGGCGCUGGCGGCGCUGGCUCCGCCGGCCGCCGCGCGCCGACACGCGCCCGACCUGCGCGAGGACGAGCCCGCUCGCCGCACCACGAGACCAGCCGAAUGCCAGUUCGGCAAGCAAGCUAAGGAGCUGGGCUCCAAAUGGUUCGCGGACCUCGGCCCGCCUUUCGGAGUUAUGUACUGCAUCCAAUGUGAGUGUGUUUCGGUUCAAAAGAAACGUCGCGUAAUGGCAAAAGUGCACUGUCGCAAUAUCAAGAACGAAUGUCCGGAGCCGUCUUGUGACACCCCAGUGCUGCUACCCGGCCGGUGCUGUAAAACGUGUCCAGGGGAUGACACACCUGAGGAUAGCCCGAUGGUUGUUAUGGGUCCUGAGGAAGACGAACUAAGUAUGAAACAUUUUGCUGCGCUUUUAACUGGUCGGUCUCCGCUAUGCAUCCGUCGCGAUGACAUGACCGGAGUGCCAGUUGCUCCAGGGGUGGCCACAGCUCGGUUCACUUUCCGACGACGCCACCUGUAUUGGUCGGUGAUCUUAGGGCCUUCCAUGACACCCCCAAGGGCUCUGUCCUUUUUGGACAGAGGGGAGAGAUUAUUGCUUGAGCAUCCGUUGAAGAAGGCAAAAGGAGUCCACGCGACAUAUGAAGAAAAAACUGAGAAGUUGUGUGGUGUUUGGCGCCGGGUGCCUCGCGAGUACAAGCGGUUACUCCGCGAGGGUUCCUUAUACGUGGCUUUGAUAUGGGGUGAUGAAAGAAACAGCACUAUGGACAGUACCUUGAGCGGACGCAUUAACAGGUAUCCGGCAUUAUCCACCGAAAUGUUCACGUCACUUCUCGAGCCCGAACAGCCACCUUCAGUUUUCGAAAAAGGAGCUUGUGACGACGUUCGCAUGCCUGGCCAAGAGCCAGGAUGGUGGGGCGGAACUGCAGUGGUGACCGGGGCCGCAGGAGCGGCGCCCAGCUUACACCUAGCUCUUAUUUACAAUGGAGUCUUCCCACCCACCGGCAAAGAUCAUGCUGUCAGAGUGAUGCUCACACUGCCGGAGAAAAAUCAAACGAUUAUAGACGAGAUCCAACCUGUGUCUAAACCAAGCUAUGAGAUAAACAUCCUCGAAGUCUCUACGCCGGUAUCAGCAGCAGAGCUACGUUCACUUUCUCGGGGCCGUCUACUUCUGACUGUGGAAGCGGAAGGAGCCCCUGAGCGCCGCAUUUCAGGAAGCGUCAGGCAAAGGGCUGCCUGUGAGGUGUUCCAUUCCCCACUGCUAGCGGAAAGAGCACCUGCCUCACUUGCUCCUGAAGGCAUGGCUGUGCUGUACAUUGAUAAGGAGGGAUCGCUUGUGUAUGACAUACAGGUCGAAAAUUUGGGAAUCACUGAUCCAAAGAUUACUCUAGUCGAAGAGCAAGGAAAACGUCAUUCUCAAGUUGAAAUUCUGGACACAAGAAUGGGAGUUCUGGCUCGACCCAGUGCUCGCAUUUUCCCACCAUUGUACGAGGAUCAGUUGGCUGUCCAUAUCGGAGCUGAUGUUGGUCCUCCUAUCCUCCGCGGCCGCCUGACGUCCCGGCCGCUGCCGGACGCCGCAGGCGAGGGACCUGCCCUGCUCCGCCGAACCGACGCACGCGCACCCGUCUCCGCUACCCCCAUCGCUGGUCUUGCCUGGCUGUCGGUUGAUUCUCUUUGUGGAAUUCAUUAUGAGGUGGUAGUAACCAGCAACCCGGGCGUAUGGUCGGCGUUCCUCGAGACCCACGCGGCGUCGGGCGCCAACUCGCGAAUGCUGGCCGGCAUGGAAGGCUGCGUGCUGGAGCCCCAUCCUGCCGAGCUGGCAGCCUUGUACGCUGGAGCUGCCUAUCUAGAUCUGAGGGCGCCGGAUAACGACACUGCUUUAUUGCGCACGCGAUUACCACAGAUAAGCGUGCCCGAGUCGUGCCUGCCGUCUUUGUCGUGGCCGACGGAUAACGCGCUGAGUGUCAACUACCCCCCUGAGCAGACGAAUUCGUUGCCGCCAGACAACUCUUUACCGAACACUGCCUCGUGCUACUACAAUGGAAGAUUUUACGAAGACGGCGCCCAAUGGAUGUCAGCUGAGUCAUGCAACAUGUGCGGUUGCGAGCAUGGCGUCCUCCGCUGCGAUCCCGUCAGGUGUCCACCCGUCAACUGCGCCGUGCCAACUAUCCAGCCUCCUGGACAAUGCUGCCCUAUUUGCACCAAUUCAACCACAGCAGUAUGGAACGAGUCUCACGGCUGCCACUUAGCCGGUCAGUACCACGCGCCCGGCUCCUCGUGGCACCCGUACCUGGUGCCGGGCGGCUACGACACGUGCGCGGUGUGCACGUGCGAGUUCCCGACGCGGCAGGUGAAGUGCCCGCGCGUGCGGUGCCCGCCGCUCAAGUGCUCGGACAAGGAGGCGUACAGGCCAGAUAAGAAGGCGUGCUGCCGGGUGUGUCCUGAGGUCAGUUCACCAACUUACUAG